Molecule: messenger RNA, 1532 nt
Organism: Vitis riparia (riverbank grape)
Lineage: Eukaryota; Viridiplantae; Streptophyta; Magnoliopsida; Vitales; Vitaceae
Product: zinc finger transcription factor YY1
Exons: 6
Coding region: 128-1243 (371 amino acids)
Biological process (GO): regulation of transcription by RNA polymerase II
Cellular component (GO): PcG protein complex; transcription regulator complex
Molecular function (GO): DNA-binding transcription factor activity, RNA polymerase II-specific; RNA polymerase II cis-regulatory region sequence-specific DNA binding
Source: RefSeq, a predicted model, not a curated record
AGACAUGAACGUAUAUCUGUACAGCUGCUAACUCUCCUUCCCCCCAGUUUCUCAUUCUCUUUCGAUCUCCUUCGAACCCUAAUCAUAACCCUAACCCUAACCCUUGAGGCCGAGGGUUCGGUGGCAGAUGGACGCUCACUCCAACUACCAUCUUUUCGAGAGGCGCCCCAUUGUCAAGUCGAAGACUCCCGCUGUCAAGUGGGUCAAAGAAUGGGUGCCACAAGAUCUUGUAGCAACUGGUGGGAAGUGCUUAGUUUAUAAAUGGGUCACGGAGGACACAUUGAAGGCACUGAAAGAGAAGGCAAAAGAGCCACAGGCACCGGAACCAGAGCCUGAACCAACUACUGAAGUUCUUUUUCUUUGCAGCUAUGAAGGCUGUGGAAAGACCUUUAUUGAUGCUGGGGCUUUGAGGAAGCAUUCACAUAUCCAUGGCGAGAGACAAUAUGUUUGCCAUUAUGAGGGGUGUGGAAAGAAAUUUUUGGAUAGUUCAAAGCUGAAAAGACACUUCCUGAUUCAUACAGGAGAGAGAGAUUUUGUGUGUCCUCAUGAAGGCUGUGGGAAGGCAUUCUCUCUAGAUUUCAAUUUAAGGUCACACAUGAAAACACAUUCACAAGAGAACUACCAUAUCUGCCCCUAUCCAGAUUGUGGAAAGAGAUAUGCUCAUGAGUACAAGUUAAAGAACCACAUCAUGUCUCACCAUGAAAAGAGUGUGAUGGAUGUGCCCAAGUAUGUGCCGCCUGCAGAGAAGCUAACAAAGACUCCGAAGCCAUCUGGAGGAGUUUAUGGCUCUGCAGCGUCUGACCGCCCUUAUUCCUGUCCUUAUGAAGGGUGUGAAAAAUCCUACAUCCAUGAAUACAAGCUGAAACUCCACUUAAGAAGAGAGCACCCUGGUCAUAUCUCAGAUGAGAAUGCUGAGAACGCCCAAGCUAAUAUUGAUAAUGAGCCCGAUGAAGGCAGUGAUCAAGAUGCCUAUGUUGGAAAACGUGGGAAUGGCAAGAGUCAGAAAGCGAGCAAGGCCAAGUCAAACUUGAAGAUGCCUCCUUCAAAGGUUACACAGCGCAAAGCCUCAAAUCCACCUCCUGCCAACUUGAAUGUAAUCAAGAAACAGUGGCCAGUCAAAGAAGAAAUUUACGAGGAAGAAGAUAGUGAAGAAACAGAAGAGGACCGCGACAAUGUUGAGGAUGGAUGGAGGUAUGCUGAGAACAAUGAGGAUGACGACGAGGAGACAGAGUAUGAGGACUAAGUCAAUAUCAUGGCACCUCCUGUGUAUCUCACCUUCCCUGCUCUCAUAUGAAACUUUUAUUCAUUUAUUUAUUUUCUGUAGGGACGGGUAAUAGUGUUUUACAAACUUAAAUGGAAUUGCUUUGGGGAAGCAGUUUAUUAGAAAAUAAAUUCCUAUAAAGAAUUAAGUUACUCUGUGUAAUUUUGUAGCUGGAUAAUCAUACAACCUUCUUGAUAGUGUUUUGUAAAUUUACUGGUAUUCCUUUUGGGUACAUGGUAUAUUAGAAAAUAAUGCUUCUAUUGAGAAUUAA